This is a messenger RNA of Drepanopeziza brunnea f. sp. 'multigermtubi' MB_m1, 5310 nucleotides long. The record is from RefSeq and is a predicted model, not a curated record. NCBI's taxonomy places the organism in Eukaryota, Fungi, Ascomycota, Leotiomycetes, Helotiales, Drepanopezizaceae.
AUGGUUCCCGUCACUCCAUCUCGGUCCUCCGCGGACAACAACAACACUAACAACGCCGAUUAUACACGGCCUCAAGACGCUGCAUCGCCGUCCAACUUUACCCAGCACUCCAAGAAGAGAAGAGGGAACGCUGCUAUCAAUUUGCAGCCCCCUCCUUUCGUAUUAGGACGAGGAGCACCGACUACCAACACGGCGACGAAGGCCAUCGAGAGCUACUUCGACGACAUCGACCGCGCGGCUGCUAUCAAACGACGUGUCUGGCAGCAAUACGCCUCCGCUUCGGACUGGAUUGUGGACGACCAACCUGACCCCGAAUCUCGACACUAUGCGCAGGAGUUCUCUAAGAGUCUCCUUACGUUUAUGCGUACUCAUUCACACGCAACCACCGGGGCAGCCACUCCCCCUCCUCCUUCGACCGCUCCUCAUAGCAGCGAGCAAACGGCCCCCUCCAAGUCUGUCUUAUGGGCAGAUUCCGCGGGGCCCUCGAAGACCCUGAAAAACUCAGGGGCUGCCGCUCAGUCGGCAAUCGCCAAGCUGUCCCGAUCCUCUUCCGUUAUAGGAAUAGGACCUGCAGGGACCCGCAAGCCUACGAGCUCUCAGGCCACUCGCAAGUCUUUUAGCGAACAACCCAAGACACGCCAAGACAAGCGAGUCCUGAUUCAGGUACCUUCCGCCGCACUCCUAGCUCGUCCCGACAGCUACGCCGCCCGCAAGGCCAUUGCCGACAAACUGGACGGCGUCGACAUAACCACCAUCCCUCGUCUUGAGGCUACUCGCACGGGUUGGGCACUCACCCCGAUCAACCUCAAAGCGAGGGACCUCCUUAUCACAGACGAGGCCAAAAAGGUGUACCAAGAGGUUCUUGGGGCCACGGGAGCGACUAUCCCGGUCAAAUGGUACACGUACGCUGUCCAGGGGGUCCCUGCCGAAAUCAGGGGCCUCUUCGGUGAGAUUUUCAGGACGGCGGAGCAUAUCGACGAGGAGAUCCUGGCCCAGGCCGGGAGAGCCCCGGUGAGCGUCCGCAUCUCUCAGCACGGAGCCGACCCGGCGACCGGCUUGACCUGCUGGAUGGUCUCCUUCUUAGAGGAGGUCCGCAGCUUUAGGUUGUUCGGCUGCAGCAGCUACUCUCGGUUGGUCGACAAGAAGCAACCUAUCAAGAGGCACGACCCUGGCUGCCUCGGCUGGUGUAACCCGGCCAGGUGCACUCGGCACGCACGCUGCUCCUACUGCGGCGAGCGAAGAGACCAGCACGACGGGCCCGACGGCAAAGACUGCACGGCACCCCUUCGCUGUGCAAACUGCCACGGCCCGUACGAGGCCAGUCACAAGAACUGCCCUGCGGCUCCCAAGCGAGUCAACGGCAAGGUGAUCACUCUCACCAAGAAGGAGCUGGGCGCCGUCCGACGACUAGGAGCCCAGGCCUACGCCAUUGCCACUGCUCCUGUGACGGAGGAGAACGAACCGACCCCGGCUUCUCAACCAGAGACUCCUGCCACCGGUGUCAACGCGGCUCCCCCCCGAAAAAGACGCGCCCUUGCGGUGCAAGAGCACGAGCGAGCGACCUCCUCCCAGGCCGUCUCCUCACAAUCCUCUUCUCAGUCCUCUACGCAAGCUACGAGACCUCUGCGCAGUACGGCUACGCGCAAGAACCUCAACGAAAAGACUCUGAUGGACAGCGCCUUCUCUGCCAUAGACGAAGGAGGGGACACGCUAAUGGCGACAUCGGACUAUCACGUGGACAAUACUACCAGCUCAUCCUCCUCGUCUCCCUUCAGAGAAAUCCAAGUCUGUUGGGCGAACGUAGGCAAGGGGCAGCCACACCACAUUGCCCUACUCCACCUUUGCUAUUCGGCAAACAUUGACGUUAUCUGUGUCCAAGAGCCGUACACGCACUCGGGCACCAAAACCCAGAACCACCCGUCUUACGAAUGCUAUGCUCCGAUAGAAUCGUGGGAUAGUCAAGACGAUGCUCAGGAUCUCCUGUGGGUCGAUGUGAACGGCUUCGCUACUUUGAACGUCUAUCGGCAACCCUUGAUGGACCCGAUUAUAGACUACAUCACCCACCUCGUCCCUCCUUCCAAGUGCCUGAUUGGAGGGGACUUUAAUGUGUGGCACGACAUGUUCGAACCAGGGGUUGAGCCCAAGGGCCGAGGAGGAGACCUUGCGGCCUGGUCCAAUGCUAGUGGGAUGGACUACAUUGGACUCCCGGGCGACCCCACCCACAAAGCUGGUCACGUUCUAGACUUGACCUUUUCAAAUAUCCCGUUUGCUCAAACGACAAUUCGCCCCGAUCUCCAUUCGGGCUCAGACCACGAGACCCAAGUCACGACUAUCCCUAGCCGAGGAGUCGUUCCUUUAGAGCGCUUCCAAUACCGGGUACCGGACCAGGACCUCGAGAAAUUCGCUUCGCUUGUGGCGCUAGGCGUAGACCAACUCCCCGACCCGUGGACGAUACAUUCCACCGAGGAACUCGAUCAGCUUGCGAUCAGCUUAGCCACUGCCUUCAACUCUGCCCUAGAAGUUGCGGGACAGCCCGCCCGGGAGGGGCUGACGGCUGCACCAUGGUGGACGGCAAACUGCCAGACAGCGUACAAGAAACACUUGGCAGCGCGCUCCGUAGUGUACGACGGAGAACCGACCCAAGAAACGCGAGACUGGCUCGCUACAGUCAGGAAAGCCAAGAGGGCCUAUUGGACCCACGUGAUCGACGGAGUGAAAUCGGACCAAGACCUGUACAAGGUCAUGAGCUGGCACAAGCUCACUCCGAACCUGAAAUCGCCCCCUCUAAUAGUCAACGACGAGGCCAUCGAGGACACUAGAGAGAAGGCGGACGCGCUGCGAGAAGGCAUCCUUGGACGGUUCAGCGCCGCCGACGACCUCGACUACGAUCCACUCGCCAGCUGGGAAGGCACUGGCCGGCUCCCUUGGGAUACUACGGUGUCACUAGAAGAAGUAGAGUCCCACGUGAUCGGGGUGACAAGCACUUCACCCGGGACGGACAAGAUCACCGUACGACUGCUCAAAGCAUGCUGGCAACACGUCCAUCACUUCUUCUAUGGCUUCUUCAACAGGUGCCUGGCUCUUCACCAUUUCCCGGAUGCGUGGAAGCUCGCCGAGGUCUCGAUGAUCCCUAAGGUAGGGAAAAGGGACAAGACCUCUAUCCGCUCUUGGCGACCGAUUGCUCUGCUCUCGUGCAUCUCCAAGGGACUGGAGCGCAUCGUUGCGAAGAGAAUUGCGUGGACUGCCCUCACCAACGACGUCUUUAGCCCACAACACGCGGGAGCCUUCCUACGGCGCUCUGCAUUGGACCUCGCUUCGUGCUUAACACACGAUAUCGAGUCCGCACUUGCAGCUGGAUACCAGGUCACCAUGGUCAUCAUGGACGUCCAAGGAGCCUUCGAUGCGGUCUUGACCCGUCGCCUCCUUAAACGCAUGACGGAGCAGGGCUGGCCGUACCCACUGCUUAAGCUGGUGGAAUCCUUUCUUUCAGACCGCAAGGUCAGGGUCCGACUGGAGAAAGAAAUCACGGACACCUACGACGACCGGACAUUGCGCUUCGGGUACGCUGACGAUAUUUGCUUGUAUCGCGUCAGUCGCACCCUCGACCGGAACAUCGCUAUGCUUCGAGACGAUGUCAAUUCUAUCAUUGAGUGGGGUAACACUCACAAGAUCGCCUUCGCUCCGGAGAAGAUCGAGAUGAUGCACUUCUCUCGCAAGAAAGGCACGUAUGCCCCCCCCCUCGUGGUCGAUACCAUGACCAUUCCGUGCAUCACCACGGGUCCGAGGGACGGGGACACACCUGCGAUACGAUGGCUUGGGGUCUGGUUUGACCGCAAGCUGAAGUUCCGCCGACACGUCCGGGAACGGGCGGCCAAGGCUAGGAAAGUCGCCCAGCACAUCCGCAGUCUCGCCAGGACAGUCCACGGUCCUUCUGCGGCCUCACUGCGCAAGGCAGUUACUACCUGCGUGCUGCCCUCGGUGCUUUACGGCACGGAGGCGUGGUACGCAGGGCGCUAUCGCCCAAUCUGCAAGUCCGGAAGACCAGAAGUUGUUAGCGCUCGGGUCGGAGGGAUGGUUGACCUCAUUGAUAAGACGAUAACCCUCGCGGCGCGCGGGGUACUCCCGGUCUGGAGAACGACACCAACGGCAACGCUCUUUCGAGAUGCCGGGCUCCCUUCCGGCACUGCGGCCUUGGAAGAAGCUAAGGCUAGGUUUGCAAUGAGACUGAAGACGGUGGACGACAAGCACCCACUGGUCAGCCGGAUACCUCUGCGGAUCCGACAACGCGGUCGCGGCGCGGGGACUACUAGGAUCCCCGAGACCAAGAUCCAAAGACUAGGAACUCUCCUCCCAGACGUUCCCCGCCCUCGCCUCGUCCCUCCGCACUUCACAUCGGGGAGCAGACGGGACCCGGCGGACGGCAAAACGAAGAAGGAAGCUGCUGCCGCAUUCGAAGCAUGGUGGCAACAGCUCCCGCCAGAGGACAUCACGAUCUUUUCAGACGGGUCAGAACAGUACGACCAAGGCAACCGACUGGUAGGCUACGGGUACGUAGUCUAUCGAGGACGACAGGAGACAAGCCACGGGUACGGCUCUAUCAACGACUGCUCCCACGUCUUUGACGCAGAGGCGAUAGGGGCAUGGAAAGGCCUCGAACGAGUGGUGCACGCUUAUCCGACGGCGAGACGGAUCUGGCUUUGCAUCGACAGCACAUCAGUCAUCUGGUGUCUUCGCGGAAAUGCUUCCCCAUCAUCGCAAUGGGCGUUCCUGAACGUCCAAGGGGUGAUGGAGACUCGAGACGUGCGAAUACGAUGGUCCCCAGGGCACAUGGGCAUCAAAGGGAACGAACGGGCGGACAAGCUUGCAGACCUAGGGGCAAGGAAACCGGACUGGGACACUGGUCUGGCAUCGCAACCUACGAUCAGCGGCAUUCGCACACUCUUCCGCGAUAUACGGGAUGGAGCACGAGAAGCCUGGUGGAGCGCAAGCUCUCUUAAGCUCUCACGCUCGUAUCGGAAAUGGGGCCUUCUAUACCUAGUCAAGCCCCUCCCGGAGCUAGAACUCCCACGACAUCACCACGACGCCAACCUAAGGUGUGCUUGCGGCAAACGCAAGUCCCCUUUGCACAUAGCCUUCUGCCGAUUCACGCAACGACGCUUCUUUUCUUGGCCUUACAAGACUCGACCGCGGACCCCUCCGAGCACGAUCCCGGAAGCCUACGACUUCCUUAAGGGUCUCCUUAACAAUCCGGCCGAUUUUCAGGCCUUCUUGACCACCACGGAGUUCUACUCCAAGCACUGCACCCGAUAG